Drosophila subobscura is the source of this 771-nucleotide messenger RNA. RefSeq names its product pupal cuticle protein 20 (gene Cpr65Az). Bases 1 to 771 code for a protein of 256 amino acids. The transcript is spliced from 2 exons. Gene Ontology annotation, cellular component: chitin-based extracellular matrix. The record is from RefSeq and is a predicted model, not a curated record. Gene Ontology annotation, molecular function: structural constituent of chitin-based larval cuticle. Lineage: Eukaryota; Metazoa; Arthropoda; Insecta; Diptera; Drosophilidae.
AUGAAGCUGUUCACUCUGCUGCUACUCGCUGUGUGCAUCGGGAUGAGUUGUGUUUGCGCCCAGCCAGCGGGCUAUCCAAGUGCCCGUCCGCCGGCCACCUAUCUGCCCGCCAAGCCUCCAGCUCCCAAGCCACCGCCGCCACCCAGUAAUAGCUAUGGUCCGCCGAAGCCCAAUGGCAAGCCAAAGCCGCCGCCGCCUGCUCCUAAGCCCAGUUAUGGCGCACCACCGCCGCCAAAGAAGCCACCAGCACCGCCAAAGCCCAGUUAUGGUGCACCGCCUGCGCCACCCAAGUCCAGUUAUGGACCACCGCCAGCUGCACCAAACAAUGGAUAUAUACCGCCAGGAAAUGGCAAUGGAGGAGGUGGAGGUGGAGGAGGCGGUGGCGGUGGAGGCGGAGAGGAUAUCCCAAUCAUCAAGCUGGAAUCCAAAGUCAACACUGAUGGCUCCUACAAGUACGAAUACGAGACAGGAAAUGGCAUCAUGGCCGAGGAGAUGGGCUACCUGAAGAAUGCCGGCGUGGAGGGCGAGGAGGCACAGGUGGCCGAGGGCUCCUUCUCCUACACCAGUCCCGAGGGCGAUGCCAUUUCGCUGACCUACAUUGCCGACGAGAAUGGGUUCCAGCCGAUGGGGGAUCAUCUGCCCACGCCGCCACCCAUACCCAUCGAGAUUCAGGAGGCCUUGGACCUGCUGGCUGCCGGUGGCGGCUGCCACGGCUGCGAUGACAACGAGACGGGCGGCGGCAAUGACGGUGGGGGCUAUGUCUAUCGCUGA